CUCGUUGUUCGGGAGUCUGCCUCGCGGGGACGGCCGGCCCCCGGGGGAGGGCAGCGAGCCCAGGGCGUAGGCCGAGGGCGCGUGGUGGAUCGGGAGACGAGGUGAGGAGCUCGGCCGGGACCCGGCGCGGGAUUGUGUGCGGCCCGGAGCGGGGAGCCCUUGGCGGCCGCCGGCUGGAGCCGUCGGUCCUGCGCCUCCCUCGCGCGAGGACGCUGUCCUGGCCCCGAGUCUGUCGAGGAAGAUGAAGUUAAGCCGCCAGUUCACCGUGUUCGGCAGCGCGAUCUUCUGCGUCGUGAUCUUCUCGCUCUACCUGAUGCUGGACAGGGGUCACCUGGACUACCCUCGGGGCCCGCGCCAGGAGGGCUCCUUCCCGCAGGGCCAGCUUUCAAUCUUGCAAGAAAAGAUAGACCAUUUGGAGCGUUUGCUAGCCGAAAACAAUGAGAUCAUCUCAAACAUCAGAGACUCGGUCAUCAACCUGAGUGAGUCCGUGGAGGAUGGCCCAAAAGGUGCACCAGGCAACGCCAGCCACGGCUCCGCUCACCUCUCUUCGCAUUUAGCCCUGCAGGCCGACCCCAAAGACUGUCUGUUUGCCUCACGGAGCGGAAGUCAGCAUCCGGACGUGCAGAUGUUGGAUGUGUAUGAUCUGAUUCCUUUCGAUAAUCCAGAUGGCGGAGUUUGGAAGCAAGGAUUUGACAUAAAGUACGAAGCGGAUGAAUGGGACAGUGAGCCCCUUCAAGUUUUCGUGGUGCCUCACUCCCAUAAUGACCCAGGUUGGUUGAAGACUUUCAAUGACUACUUUAGAGACAAGACUCAGUAUAUUUUUAAUAACAUGGUCCUAAAGCUGAAAGAAGACUCAAGGAGGAAGUUUAUGUGGUCUGAGAUCUCUUACCUUGCAAAAUGGUGGGAUAUGAUAGAUAUUCCGAAGAAGGAAGCUGUUAAAAGUUUACUACAGGGAGGUCAGCUUGAGAUUGUGACAGGCGGCUGGGUUAUGCCCGAUGAAGCCACUCCACAUUAUUUUGCCUUAAUUGACCAACUGAUUGAAGGGCAUCAAUGGCUGGAAAAAAAUCUAGGUGUGAAACCUCGCUCGGGUUGGUCCAUAGAUCCUUUUGGACAUUCACCCACAAUGGCUUACCUUCUAAAACGUGCUGGAUUUUCACACAUGCUCAUCCAGAGAGUCCAUUAUGCGGUGAAAAAACACUUCUCCUUGCAAAAAACUCUGGAAUUUUUCUGGAGACAGAAUUGGGAUCUCGGAUCUGUCACAGAUAUCAUGUGCCACAUGAUGCCCUUCUACAGCUAUGACAUCCCCCACACCUGUGGACCUGAUCCUAAAAUAUGCUGCCAGUUUGAUUUUAAACGGCUUCCUGGAGGCAGAUAUGGUUGUCCCUGGGGAGUGCCCCCAGAAGCAAUAUCUCCUGGAAAUGUCCAAAGCAGGGCACAAAUGCUACUCGAUCAGUACCGGAAAAAGUCAAAACUUUUCCGUACUAAAGUUGUUCUGGCUCCACUGGGAGACGAUUUUCGGUUCAAUGAAUACACAGAAUGGGAUCUGCAGUACAGGAACUAUGAGCAACUCUUUAAUUACAUGAAUUCGCAACCCCAUCUUAAAGUAAAGAUCCAGUUUGGAACUUUGUCAGAUUAUUUUGAUGCAUUGGAGAAAGCGGCAGCUAAGAAGAGUGGCCAGUCCCUGUUCCCCAUCCUGAGUGGAGAUUUCUUCACUUACGCCGACCGAGAUGAUCAUUAUUGGAGUGGCUACUUCACAUCCAGACCUUUCUACAAACGAAUGGAUAGAAUCAUGGAGUCUCGCUUGAGGACUGCUGAAAUUCUUUACCAUUUGGCCUUGAAACAAGCUCAGAAAUACCAGAUAAAUAAAUUUCUUUCAUCACCGCAUUACACAACACUGACAGAAGCCAGAAGGAACUUAGGACUAUUUCAGCAUCAUGAUGCUAUCACAGGAACCUCGAAAGACUGGGUGGUGGUGGAUUAUGGUACCAGACUUCUUCAAUCUUUGAAUUCUUUGGAUAAGAUAAUUGGGGAUUCUGCAUUUCUUCUCAUUUUAAAGGACAAGAAGAUGUACCAGUCUCAUCCUUCUGACACCUUCUUAAAAAUGGAUAUGAGACAAAGUUCACAAGAUUCUCUGCCAAGAAAAAAUACAAUUCAACUGAGUGCACGGGAGCCAAGGUACCUCGUGGUCUACAAUCCCUUUGAACAAGAACGGGACUCAGUGGUAUCCGUCUGUGUGAACUCUGCCUCCGUGAAGGUGUUGACCGAUUCAGGAAAUCCUGUGGAGGCUCAAGUCAGUGCAGUCUGGAAUGAUGAGAAAUCUAUUUCACAAACAGCCUAUGAGGUUUCUUUUCUAGCUCAUAUACCACCACUGGGACUGAAAGUGUAUAAGCUCUUAGAAUCACAGAGUUCAAGUUCACACCUGGCUGAUUAUUUCCUAUAUAACAAUGAUGGAGUAGUGGAGAACGGAAUAUUCCAUGUGAAGAAAAUGGUGUACGCGAAGGAAGCCAUCGCUGUUGAGAACUCCUUCCUUGCACUUUGGUUUGACCGCUCCGGGCUCCUGGAGAAAGUGAAAAUGAAAGAAGACAAUAAAUACCAUGAAAUAAAGGUGCAGUUCCUGUGGUAUGGAACCACAAAUAAAAGAGACAGAAGUGGUGCCUACCUCUUCCUGCCUGACGGGCAAGGCCAGCCAUAUGUAUCCCUGCGACAGCCCUCUGUCAGAGUGACGCGUGGAAGGAUCUAUUCAGAAAUAACGAGCUUCUUUGAUCAUGUCACUCACAAAGUCCGACUGUACAAUACACAGGGAAUAGAAGGACAGUCCAUGGAAGUCUCUAAUAUUGUGGACAUCCGGAGUGUACAUAACUACGAGAUUGUCAUGAGAAUUUCAUCUAAAAUAAACAGCCAAAAUAGAUUCUAUACUGAUCUAAACGGAUACCAGAUUCAGCCCAGAAGGAUGAUGAGCAAACUGCCCCUUCAAGCCAACGUUUACCCGAUGAGCACCAUGGCCUACAUCCAGGACACUGAGCAUCGGCUCUCUCUGCUCGCUGCUCAGUCUUUAGGCGUGUCCAGUAUGGCUUCUGGUCAAAUUGAAGUCUUCAUGGAUCGAAGACUCAUGCAAGAUGAUAACCGCGGCCUUGGGCAAGGCGUACAUGAUAACAAGGUUACAGCGAAUUUGUUUCGCAUCCUGCUGGAGAAGAGAAAUGGAGUGAACCUGGAAGAAGAGAAGAAGAGCUCAGUCAAUUAUCCUUCCCUCCUCAGUCACAUGACUUCAUCCUUCCUCAAUCAUCCAUUCCUUCCCAUGAUACUAAAGGCCGAGCCCUCCUCACCCACCUUUAAGAUGCUGAGUGAAUUCCCUCUGCUGCAGUCGUCUCUGCCUUGUGACAUCCAUCUGGUUAACUUACGAACAAUACAGUCAAAGGUGGCUAAAGGCUAUUCAGAUGAGGCAGCCCUAAUCCUCCACAGGAAGGGGUUUGACUGCCAGUUCUCCAGUCCAGGCUUGGGGCUGUCCUGUUCGACCACUCAGGGAAAGAUGUCAGUUCCGAAGGUUUUCAACCAGUUUGCUGUGGAAAGUCUGAUCCCCUCCUCACUGUCCUUGAUGCACACGCCUCCAGAAGCCCGGAAUAUGACUGAGAUCAAGUUGAGUCCCAUGGAAAUCAGCACAUUCCGAAUCCGCCUGCGGUGAACCUCACUUUGAGAUCUGAGUGGAGAACCUCUGGCGUUGUCACCGUCCUUGGUUUAACGUGCAAUAACUAAGCACAUUACUUUAGCUUCUGGCUACUGUGAGAACAUGAGUUCUGUGAUUUUUUUUUUUAAACCAGUCUAGUAAGAAGAAAAAAAAGAAGAAAAAGCCAUGCUUUCCAAAAGGUUUCAUUUUCAAAGUUUGUCCCACAACUACCAUUAUCAGUGUGAAUAGAUUUAAUGAGGAAAAUGAGGAAAUAUUGAAAGACAACCCCUCAACAGACUGUAUCUCAGGUUAAAUGCUAACUAAUUAGGUUUGCACUGAGGGUUGUAAAGAGACUCUUAGAAGGGUUCAUGUUUCUGAUCAUUCGUUUUAUAAAACUACCCAUUUGACCUAAAUGGAAAACAAAAUCAGAAGUUGGUAGAUAGUAGCUUAACGACCAAAAUAGUUAUCAUUGAUCAUUGGUACAAAUUUAAAUUUUUUGUGUAGUAAAAUGUGUGGAAAAGUGCAAUCCCUCAACCCUUACGAUAAAGGUAGUUGAUUUCAUACUCUUCCCCAAUGAACUUCUUGACUACCCAUACAUUUAAAAAAAAAACAAAAAAACAAAAACUGGUUUUUUUAGUCAUUCGCCAGUAGAAGAAGAGGCAUAUUUUCAUUACUUGACAACGUGGGAUAGGUGCAAUUUAUUCCAUUGUCACUAAAACGGACGAAGCGACUCCAUUUUAGGUACCACAAGGUGUUUUUUAAACAGCUCAUUUGAAUACAGGUAUUCCAAGGCGGGGUUUUCUAUUUUUAAAUUACCAUAUCAAAAAUAAAUGUGCCUUAUUUUUUUACAAGUCUUGGUAAAUCUUUUGGUGUCCACAUUACUGUUUGGGAAGGGGGAGGUGCUGGGAGGGUGGGUCAGGGGCGGGUACUUUCUAUGACACAUAAAUUAUGUAACUUUUCCUUGAUAAUGCUGGCCACAUUCUGAUCUGUUUCAUUAAAUUUGUGGUGGUGUUACUCUAAACAUUUUGACUAUUUGAAUGUACUGAGAUGUCAGAAAAACAAAACAAGGAGAAAAAUAUUGCUAAUUAAAAUAUGCUGCUGCCAAGGAAACUGCAACUUGAAGCAAGGAGUUUCUAACACGAGAUCCAAAUACUGUUUGCAUUUCACAGUAGUUAACCAUAUUAAAGAGAGAAUGCUUUAAAAUAGACUGUCUUACAGUCCACUGUGUGUAGCUCAUCUUGAUGUUUCUCACUAAAGAAUAUGUUCCAAACUUCGUGUGUGAUAAACUCAGCGUGUCGUUCUAGCCCGUGUGCCAUCACAGAACGUUUGAGUUAAGUUGGGGUCAUUGUUUCUUUAAUAUAAUAAUGGUAUUUAAUUUCAGUACAGAAAGAAAUCUCUGGCUCUUCACGCUUUCAAAAAGUUCUCUUCAGUGUCUUAACCUAAUUUAGCAUUAUUUGACUUUACACUUCCAUUUACCUCUUGUCAUUCCAGUACCCUUACAGGGAAGAUCAUUCCUGUCUCAGCAUUUAUUCUGACAGUCAUCUCCUACACUCACUGUUCUGUUGAGUUCAUACCAGAGUUGACAAGAAUACCGCAAGGGUAUCAUUUCAUGCAAUAAGCAUCUGACGUACAUUCCCUCCCUCAUUCGUCAGGGAAUAAGCAGCUAACGUACAGCAGAGCGCUUCCUUCUGUAGACCUUAUGGACAUUAGCUCGGAUGGCCGAGCGCAGGUCCCAGGGAGGUGAUUAGUAUUCCUGAUGUAUUUUAUGUGGGAACCUUCCUGUGGAUGGCCACCGUGUUCUCUGAUCAAGUGGCUUAAUCACUGCAGAAAUUCUGAUGGGACAAAAUGAGAACUACUGCAGGAACAGUGGAUCUGCCCUGGGUUGCUGCCACCAGCCACUUACUCACAGGUAAAGCAGAAAUUCCACUCAACCAGCAAGCGUCUGCUCUUUAGAGUGAUUUUCAGACUACAACAUCAGGGAAAUGAAGAGAGCGUGUUUUUGCUUUGGGUAAUGGUCAAGAACUAACUAAAUAAUUCAGUUUCUCUGGCACACAUGAACAGCCAGCCACAUUUCAGUCAUGACCUCUGGUCUGUUUGGUUAGGUUUUAUUACAUGUAUCAUCAUAGAUGGUCAGUGGACCGAGUAAUUGUUUCACUGCUCUCUCCCUACAUUUUAAAAUUUUAAUUUUGUUUGGAGGUGCGUUGUUCAAAUAUCAGACUUCUUGUUUUCUAAAGAUAUUGAUUUAAAUAAAAUGAUGUAAGAUGUUAUAAAACAUUGUAAUUAUCUUCCUGUGUCUUUGUACUUGUGCUGAAAUGUUUUCACAGUUCUUGUCUAGAAGAAAAAUGUUUACUUUGAUUUUGAUUAUUUUGCUCAUUGAAAUCAACAGGUUUUGAUAUUUUUCUCAGAAGAUUUUUAUAACUUUUUGGGAAUAUGUAAUAUAAGAUCUCUAAUAAAAUAUAAUCUUACCAUG
Messenger RNA from Meriones unguiculatus (Mongolian gerbil), 6131 nucleotides. RefSeq names its product mannosidase alpha class 2A member 1 (gene Man2a1). Gene Ontology annotation, biological process: N-glycan processing; protein deglycosylation; mannose metabolic process. NCBI's taxonomy places the organism in Eukaryota, Metazoa, Chordata, Mammalia, Rodentia, Muridae. Gene Ontology annotation, cellular component: Golgi membrane. Gene Ontology annotation, molecular function: carbohydrate binding; alpha-mannosidase activity. The record is from RefSeq and is a predicted model, not a curated record. The transcript has 22 exons. The coding region runs from base 242 to 3679 and encodes 1145 amino acids.